This is a messenger RNA of Trypanosoma grayi, 1419 nucleotides long. Its product is annotated as retrotransposon hot spot (RHS) protein. The record is from RefSeq and is a predicted model, not a curated record. The annotation marks the transcript as partial. Lineage: Eukaryota; Euglenozoa; Kinetoplastea; Trypanosomatida; Trypanosomatidae. The transcript has a single exon.
AUGCCUCCAAAAAGAGGGAAGAAUCGGCGAAAGACUCCUGUAGGAGACACCGUGGCCACAGAGCGAGAGCAGCCACAGCGGCCGCGUAGAGGAGUGAGAACAAGAACAGGUUCAGACAACAGCGAUGUUCAGCCCCCAGCGUCACGUACAAAAACGGAGACUGCUAAUAAACCCAGGUGGACUCUCGACAGCACAGUGGAGGAAGUUCUGCUACAAGGAAAUCUUCCUCCGGCGAAUAUGAAGCUGAAAGACUUUCUUACCGAAUACCUUGAUGGCAUGGGUGUCGAGGAAGUGAAUAAGAAUGCCAGUAUGGAUGCGUUUGCUAUCAGACCAACGAGAUAUAUAAAAGACGAGAGGCUGUUGAACGUCAUACUUGCGAUGCCAACAUGUCAGGUGUACGAACUGCAAAACAAAGGCGUAUAUUCUCUCCGACAGUGGGACGUGUAUGAUAAAAAGGAGCAAGUUAUCCCUUUGGUGAGGGGAGUGUUAAAUUCAGCCCUUGACGCAAUACGGAGCUAUGAGAAGAAGGAGGAACGUCGACGAAAACUGAGGGAAGAAGAGCAACGCCAAAAAGUAGGGGAAUCUCUGUCAGGUGCCUACGAGUCUGUAUUUAAUGCUACAUGGAACCAUGUGAUGAAAGUCCCUGGUGACAGUGAAGGAGUCGGAAUGAGGGUGAGGAAAGGCAAACCGUCGAGGGAAUGGACAGACAAAGAGGUGGGCUAUGUUCCUCUUGGUGGUGCCGUGGGUACUAACGGGAGUAACGCAAAUAGGGAGAAUAUGGCGAAGACGAAGGAACCACGUGAGAACGAAGAGGGCACCAGUGCAGAGGGGAUGGCGGAUCCGAACAAACCACCUGCUGAGCUAAUGGUGCUCAAUUCUGAAAAAGGCUGGCCGUACACGUGGUUAAUGCCAGAAGCCAGUUGCGACUGCCACAUCGGCCGCGAGAUGGAACGUGUUUGGCGCAUCAUUAAGCGUGAUGUAGACGAAUGGUUUGAGAGUCGUGGUGGGGACGAUGAGGGACCGAAAAAGCGUCUUUUGAUUGGCACACCUGGUAUAGGGAAAUCAAUGGGGACUGGCUCGUAUCUCCUCUACCAACUGCUGCACUAUGACAAGGAACGACUUCCUCUUGUUGCAUACUUCAUUAAAGAUUUCGUGUAUAUCUUUGACAAAACCAAAGGUGAAGGACAAGGACGCGUGGGGUACUACGAUAACCUCGAAGAGGGAAGGCGUGCUGUGGUAGACCUCUCUCUUACUGUGAGGGGAUACAUAAUCUACGAUGUGGCAAAGCAAGGAAGUGAACCUCACCACGCUUUACCUCCAAAGGGAUGGGGCAUUUUUGUUUUGAGCUCUCCAAACAAGGACAACUUCAAAGGAUGGGAGAAGCAGUGGGGAGCAAGGCGUAUCAUAAUGAAUUGCCCU